GCAAGUUCUUGGAGCAACGCCAUCAGUGCGGUAUCACUGACACCAUCAGCAUCUCGCUCAGACAGGAGCAAUCAUGUCGAGGUCUUUCUACGUAGACUCUUUGAUUAUCAAGGAUCCCGCGCGCCCGACUCUGAGCGAGCACACGGGGCAGGACUUUCUAAUCCCCAUUGGCAUGCACUCUCCCGGCGUGAUGAGCGUCACUGCGCCCAUCUGCCCGUCCCGGAAGACCGGCACCUUCUGCGUUUGUCCGCUGUGCGUAUCCUCACACAUCCACUCUCCCCGCGGCGGGAUCCCACUGCUCAAGGGACAAGGCUUCACCGCCGGUGAUGCGGCGUUCUGCCAGAGGAUGGCACACCAACAGAGCCCCGCGUUAGCGCACCCGGGACACGGACACGCGCCUGUCUGCACGCCCACAAGCUUCAGCGUCACUGACCCUCGGAGGUAUCACUGCCUGUCUCUAGGUGCAUCUGACAACAGCCACAUACAGAACGGCAAACGGAUGCGCACCGCCUUCACCAGCACUCAGCUGCUCGAGUUGGAGCGCGAAUUCUCGUCUAACAUGUACCUCUCACGCUUACGCAGGAUCGAAAUAGCCACAUACCUGAAUCUGUCAGAGAAACAGGUGAAAAUAUGGUUCCAAAACCGACGCGUUAAGCACAAGAAAGAAGGCAAAGGUACGCAAAGAAGCGCUCACGCAGGAUGCAAAUGCUCGGGCAGCCACUUGCACUAUCCGCGCUCAGAAGAUGAAGAAUCCCUGUCACCUGUAUCAGCCACAGAGGAGAAGGAGACUUCACCUAUUUAGGGGCGUCACAAACAUUACAGACUUCAAUUUUGUACCAUACGUGGCACUUUUAAACGUACGGAUCGGAUGAAACUACUGAGUUCAUGGGACGUUGUCUUCUUUCUAUAAUCCAAAGUGUGUGGAGGUUUAGUCUGUAUUACCACAAACUACUGUUUUACCCUGCCACUCAAGUCAGUCGUGUGUUUUAUCAAUGAUUCACUGUGACAGAAUACUUUUUAACAGGUUGUUUUAAGUGAAUUCUGGUAAUUCAUUGUCUUCCCUGUUCUUUAAAAAAUAAACUUUGGACUCAAGAAGAAGAUGAAAUAUUUCCUGUUUGAUAUUGUAAAUAUGCAGACUGUUAAUCCUAGACUACUGAGAAGCUGUGAUUUUUUUUCCUAUCCGAAUUUUAUGUGCAUAUUAAUGAAAAUGUGUAUAUUUGUAUUUAUUUAAAUAAAAAAUACAUCUGUGACUAUA
This is a messenger RNA of Danio aesculapii, 1255 nucleotides long. It is a transcript of the gene gsx2, whose product is annotated as GS homeobox 2. The record is from RefSeq and is a predicted model, not a curated record. Gene Ontology annotation, cellular component: nucleus. The transcript has 2 exons. NCBI's taxonomy places the organism in Eukaryota, Metazoa, Chordata, Actinopteri, Cypriniformes, Danionidae. Gene Ontology annotation, molecular function: sequence-specific double-stranded DNA binding; DNA-binding transcription factor activity, RNA polymerase II-specific. Gene Ontology annotation, biological process: regulation of DNA-templated transcription. Bases 74 to 802 code for a protein of 242 amino acids.